AAAGUCAAGGAUUUCCUCCACACUCUUGGACAGCAGCUGCAGCCUUGUUUCUCACAGCUCCUCUCUCCUUAUUGAAAACAACUUUUCGCUGAAAAUGGCCACAGCUGGUAAGGUCAUCAAGUGCAAGGCAGCAGUGGCCUGGGAGCCAAAAAAGCCUCUUGAGAUUGAGGAGAUUGAAGUCGAUCCACCGCAGGCUAACGAGGUCCGCGUCAAGAUUGUGGCGACUGGUCUCUGCCGCACUGACCUCUUCUACCUGUAUGAGACUGACAAUACAGAGCUCUUCCCAAUGGUCCUUGGCCAUGAGGGAGCAGGCGUUGUGGAGAGCGUUGGUCCCGGAGUCACCGAAUUUCAACCAGGUGACAAAGUGAUCCCCCUGAUCAUCUCCCAGUGUAGAGAGUGUCGCUUCUGUAAGAGUCCGAAGACCAACCAGUGUGAAAGGGCAUGGGAUAUUGUUCCUCACAAUGUGGAGCAAGCACCUGUCUCCAAACUGAACUGCAAAGGAAAGAAGUUGCUGCAGUUUAUGGGAAUCAGUACCUUCUCAGAGUACAGUGUGAUAAAUCAGAUUGCUCUAGCCAAGAUUGACCCUGCUGCCCCUUUGGAUAAAGUCUGUCUCCUUGGCUGUGGGAUUUGCACAGGAUUUGGAGCCGCAGUCAAUGAUGCUAAGGUUGAACCAGGCUCUACGUGUGCCGUGUUUGGCCUGGGGGCCGUGGGCUUGGCUGCGAUCAUGGGUUGUAAAUAUGCUGGUGCCAAAAGGAUUAUUGCUGUUGACAUCAACGCAGACAAGUUUGAGAAGGCCAAGGAGUUUGGAGCCACAGACUGUGUAAACCCAAAGGAUCACAGCAAACCAAUCAGCCAAGUGCUCUCUGGGAUGACCAAUGGUGGAGUCGACUACUCCCUGGAGUGUGUGGGGAAUGUCGAACUUAUGCGCCAUGCGUUGGAGUCCUGUUUGCAAGGCUGGGGCGUGAGCGUGAUUGUUGGCUGGACUGACAAGUACGAUGUUUCUGUUCGUCCGGUUCAGCUCAUUGCAGGGCGUACAUGGAAGGGCUCCGUGUUUGGAGGUUUUAAGGGUAAGGAUGGUGUGACUGAGAUGGUAAGAGCCUACCUGAAUAAGAAGGUGAAGAUAGAUGAGUUCAUAACUCAUAACAUGCCUUUGGACCGCAUCAAUGAAGCUAUCACAUUGUUGCAGGAGGGCAAAAGCAUCCGGACAGUCUUGAGUGCUCCUCCACAAUAAGUCAAUGUAAUUGGUUUGAAUAACUCCCUAAAAAUUCACUAUAUUUGGACAGAUACUAUCCAUCACGACUUCUUAAACCGUUUCGAUGAAUCAGUACACUAGGAGUGUCACAAGAUAUCGUGUUACAAGGGAUUAAAACAUGCUAAUUUAUUCUUGUUCAGAAGAAAAUGAUCUCAUGUGCACUAGGCCUGGGAACAUAAUAAAUUAAUCACACAAUACAUGAAAAUGAACACCAUCAUUUUGCCAGUCUGAGUAUAUUGCCAUGUGUAUGCGUCUGUUUUCCUCGUCUCUCGCCUCCAAACAUGCAAGAAAAGAGUUCACUCUGUGCAUUGGUUUCAGCAUCUUGGUACGUGUUCCACAGAACAAUUGCAUGACUGUAGUGAGCCCUUUUGUUAGUCAUACAGUCUCUUGUCUCACACAGAACGCACAAGAGUGUAACAUAGUAGAAAUUAAAUUAGCAGAUUGCAAUAUAUUGUCAUAUAUUUUUAUUUUUUUCAUUGUAUUUUUCUUAAAAGUAAUGUUAAAAUAUCGUCUCAGUCCUCGUAGACCCAAUCUCAUGUAUUGUCUCGUCUCGUCAACUGAGUGUCUCGUGACACCCCUAGCACCGUAUUUUCCGGACUAUACGUCGCACCAGCCAAAAAUGCACAAUGAAAAACGAGGUAAUUCGGGUUAUGUCACCAGCGUAGGAACGGAACUCGUUUGUAACUCGAGGACUUCCUGUAUAUAUAUACACUGCUCAAAAAAAUUAGAGGAACACUUCGAAAACACA
Messenger RNA from Dunckerocampus dactyliophorus (ringed pipefish), 2000 nucleotides. Its product is annotated as alcohol dehydrogenase 1-like. Bases 95 to 1231 code for a protein of 378 amino acids. Gene Ontology annotation, cellular component: cytosol. The record is from RefSeq and is a predicted model, not a curated record. Gene Ontology annotation, molecular function: S-(hydroxymethyl)glutathione dehydrogenase [NAD(P)+] activity; zinc ion binding. Lineage: Eukaryota; Metazoa; Chordata; Actinopteri; Syngnathiformes; Syngnathidae. The transcript is spliced from 9 exons. Gene Ontology annotation, biological process: formaldehyde catabolic process.